Molecule: messenger RNA, 1657 nt
Organism: Nicotiana attenuata
Lineage: Eukaryota; Viridiplantae; Streptophyta; Magnoliopsida; Solanales; Solanaceae
Product: putative RNA-binding protein YlmH
Exons: 12
Coding region: 84-1097 (337 amino acids)
Molecular function (GO): RNA binding
Source: RefSeq, a predicted model, not a curated record
ACUCCAAAUUCCAAAAUACCCAAAUCGUUGAACUGGAAAUUGCCCCACAAACCAUUGCCACUCCCCUUAAAAUCCUGAACCAAAUGUGCUCACUACGAGUGCCGACCAUGGCUGCCAGUGGCUUAGCCUCACUUCCGAUUCUCAGAAGAGUACUUCCUUCACUCCUAUCUUCUCGUCCCACUCAUGCCGUCAAAGAGAUCUUUUACGAUAGAACCCUCAUAUUACGAACACCUCUGCGCUCCUCAGCUUUUGGAAUAUGCGACCUACCACAGGCUAUUAAGGGUGAUACAGAUGUUUUACUGAAAGGAUUGGGAGACAAGAACACCAUUGAAGAUGUGAAACGUAUUGUUGAACUGGCGAAACGGGCAUCAUUGAGACGAGAAGUUUUACAUACUGACUUUCUGACCCCACCUGUUCUGAAAGAGUCAAUGCUAGUCUUAGAAAGGUUAGCCGACGUUAAGAUCGUUGCACAAGGAGGAUACCCGGAGGCUGAACGUUGCCGUCUCUCAGUUGGGCAUCCAGAUGCAUUAACAAGUGAUCCAGAUAUUGUCUCAGCCUUGAGUAUUUCAGGGAACUUUUCAUUUCAACCUUGUUCUCACGGUGAUUUCCUUGGUGCAAUCCUUGGUACGGGGAUAGUAAGGAAUAAGCUGGGAGAUAUACUCUUGCAGGGUGAAAAGGGAGCUCAUGUUCUUGUUGUUCCAGAACUUUCUGACUUCAUUUUAUCAGCAUUGGACAAGGUUGGAAAUGUUUCUGUCUCUUGCAAGAAGAUUCCUUUGCUAGCCCUUGAAUACGAACCACCAAGGACCAAGUCCUUAAAAUCUGUUGAGGCAUCACUGAGACUUGAUGCCGUAGCUAGUGCAGGAUUCAAAGUUUCACGAACCAAAAUGGCCAGUUUGAUUAGUAAUGGAGAUGUUCGUGUCAAUUGGACAACUGUGACAAAAAGCAAUACUACCAUUAAGACUGGAGAUAUCAUAUCAGUUAGUGGAGAAGGCAGACUUAAGAUUGGAGAAAUUAAUUCAACAAGGAAGGGAAAGUUUGCAGUUGAGCUCAUUCGUUCUCGCGGUGACGAAAAUAUAGUUCUCUCAAGUUUGCAAUGAUGUUACAGUUGUGCGCCUGAGGCCAGUUCCAUGUUGUCUGCAACUCGGCAUUUCGUGGUUUAACUUUUUUUGGGAGACAAAGCAGGAAAGUGGAGGAUGACACACAGAUUGGAACUCGUUCAGUCAUAUUUCCUGAUAAUAUCAAUUUUGUAAAGGGAGCUACAACCGAUGCAGGUCCAGGGGCUGGUGUCUGGAAAUUAAACUUCAGUUGUGGAUAACUGGAUAUGUACUAGCAGUUUAAGUGAAUCAUCUAUUCAAAUUGUAAAGGGCUAUGUUCACUCAUUUUUUCAGAAUUCUUCAGUGGGUUGGUACGAAAGGGCAAUCACUCUAGAUCUAAAAGUGACGUUUCUAUUAGAGAGAGAUCGAGGGUGAGUCCAGUUGGUUCAACUAAACCUACCAUUUUCGGCUUGAAUUAUGUAUGCAUAUGACUAAAUUGUCAACAUAUUACACAUUAAAUUCAUUGACUCUAAAAUUUUAGGUCCUUGAUACAUCUGACGGCACGGCAGUGCAUGUUAAUCAUCAGGCAAAGGAAGUAGAAGGCUACACUUUGGAUUAUUAAA